Messenger RNA from Gongylonema pulchrum, 309 nucleotides. The record is from the annotation of a GenBank genome assembly. NCBI's taxonomy places the organism in Eukaryota, Metazoa, Nematoda, Chromadorea, Rhabditida, Gongylonematidae.
AUGAGUGGUUAUAUGAAAAUCAAAAAAUAUUGGAAUUUUCGAACAGGCAUCAAAGUUGGUGAGACGACGAAAGAUGGCUUAUUUACGUUAGCCGAAGUGGAAUGUCUGGGCGCAUGUGUGAAUGCUCCGAUGGUUCAGGUACAUUUAACACCAAAAGAUAUCUGCGAUAUACUGGAUGAUUUCAAAGCAGGCAAACGACCAAAACCUGGCCCACGAAGUGGUCGGUUGGCAUCGGAACCAAUCACUGGUCCAACGACGCUUACGACACCACCAAAACCGCCCGGUUUCGGCUUUCAGAAGGGAAUAUAA